This is a messenger RNA of Monosiga brevicollis MX1, 1356 nucleotides long. RefSeq lists its product as uncharacterized. NCBI's taxonomy places the organism in Eukaryota, Choanoflagellata, Craspedida, Salpingoecidae. The annotation marks the transcript as partial. The record is from RefSeq and is a predicted model, not a curated record. Gene Ontology annotation, cellular component: mitochondrion. Gene Ontology annotation, molecular function: D-lactate dehydrogenase (NAD+) activity; FAD binding; D-lactate dehydrogenase (cytochrome) activity. Gene Ontology annotation, biological process: lactate catabolic process. The transcript is spliced from 9 exons.
AUUUCGGACGCCCACGCGGUUCUGGAGCAGCAUGAUCACGACGAAUCCUUCCACCCCUCACACCAGCCCUCGCACGUCGUCUGGCCCACCUCGGUGGAGGAGGUGAGCGCCAUUGUCAAGCUCGCUCACAAGACCAACACGCCCAUCAUGCCAUAUGGCACUGGCACCGGCCUUGAAGGUGGUGUCAUUGCCACACAUGGCGGCAUCGUGCUCAAUCUGACGCGCAUGGACGCCGUCGUAUCUGUCAAUGCCGAUGAUUUUGAUGGCACUGUGCAACCGGGAGUCACACGCACCAGCUUUAACAAUUACCUCCGAGACACCGGUCUCUGGUUUCCCGUGGAUCCUGGCGCAGAUGCAUCGUUGUGUGGCAUGGCAGCCACAUCGGCCAGCGGCACGAAUGCCGUGCUCUACGGCACCAUGCGGGAGAAUGUGCUGAAUCUCGAAGUCGUGUUACCAAAUGGUGACAUUAUCCACACGGCCGGUCUUCGGGGCCGUUCACCAAAAUCAGCAGCUGGCUACAACCUGACAAAUCUUUUUGUUGGUUCUGAAGGCACCUUGGGCAUCAUCACUGCUGCAACCCUUCGGCUUCAUGGCCAGCCCGCACACGUCAUGUCGGCUGUGUGUGCUUUCCCCGAUGUACACGCGGCGGCCAGCGCUGCUGCAGGCAUCCGCCAAUACAACGUCCCCAUUGCUCGGAUGGAACUACUUGAUGCGGCCAUGAUUGAAGCCACAAAUGCGUAUUCCAAGCUCGACAACCCCGUGGCCCCCCACUUGUUUUUGGAAUUUCACGGCUUUAGCGAGUCGUCAGUGGCCGAACAGGUAGAGCUGGUGCAGGAUGUGGUAGAGGACAAUGGCGGCAGUCACUUUCGAUUUUCUCCAGAUGCUGAAGAGCGUCACAAGCUAUGGGCUGCGCGUCAUAACGCCUGGUAUGCGUGCAUGGCACAACGGCCUGGCGGUCGCGGCUACUCCACCGACGUCUGCGUGCCUAUCAGUGCCCUGCCGGCCAUGGUGGAUUUUGCUGCUGCCAAGAUGAAAGAGCUUCACCUGUCUUCGGCGAUUGCUGGGCACGUGGGUGAUGGCAACUUUCACUGCAUCACAGCCUUUGACCCCAACGACACGACAGAGGUGCAGCGCGUCAAGCAGCUUUCGGAAGCUUUGGCUCGCAGGGAAGCCAUCCGAUUGGAUGGGACGUGUACCGGUGAGCAUGGCAUCGGGUUAGGCAAGCAGCACCUGCUGCGCGAGGAGAUGGGAGAUGCCACGAUUGCCGCCAUGUUGGCCGUCAAAAGCACGUUUGACCCCACCAAUAUUAUGAAUCCCGGCAAGGUGCUGGGUCCACGGGCGCUGGGCACCCAGUAA